GCCUCACUUCCCUUUUCCUGAGUUUCCUUAUAAAGUGCUCGGGAAGCAGUCAUUUAUCCUCUUCUGAAGGAUCACAAUCCAGUACUCUUGAGAGGUCAGCUCAUCUAUCCUUCCACCUUUAUGCCUGGUCCCAACAGGAGCUGCCUGAGGGAAUUGUCUUAGCCUUGGAUGAAGGGGCGGAUCCCUGUCUGCUUACCCUGCUUUGCGUCAGUCAGGCUUUGGAAACUGGAGUGAUUCCCUCCCCUAUCCCUGUCAAGUCAGAGCAGAUUAACCGGGUGCAGGACCAUAGCCCUGAUUUUUGUCUAUUUUUUGCAAGCUAUAAAGUGAUGUAUAUAUACAUGAUAGUUGCCAUAAAUCCGUUUUCUGAGUCACCUUCAAGUUCCCUAAGACCAAACUCUGGCGAUUACUAAGAAGGUAAACAGAAUUUAGGAUGGAGACUGAGAGUGAUGAGGAGACUUAUAAAAGGUGCAUCCAGAUGGAUCUAAGCUAUGCCAGUGGUUCUCAACCCUGGCUGUGCAUGAGAAUCAUUUGAGUGGUUUUUAAAAAGACCCACGCCCGGGCCUACCCCCCAACUCAAUUGAAUCAAAAUCUUAGGUGAUUCCAAUGUGCAGCUAAGAUUGAGAACCACUGAACUAGACCGUACCUAGAACUUAUGCUGGGCAAGUGGUGGGACACUUAGGGCUGAAGGAGGCCAUUGAGUCUUCCCUUCCAGGUCCUGGGGGAGAAGAUAGUGAUUGUGUAGGUACCUGGAGUUGUGAAGGGAGGGUUGUGUUGUUUCCCUGCUCUUCUUAUUAACAAGUCUUCUUAUUGGCAAGUCGAGUCUGUCAACCUUGCUGGGCUUCAUCUUCCCUGACUAAAAUGUCAGGGGGCUAGACUGGAAUUCCCCAGAGCCUUUCCAGCCUAUGCUACUUUGACCUUUCAAGGUCAAUUCAGUUUUCCAAGGCCCUUUUGGUCCCUGUAAGAGGCUGGCUUCUCUGUGGCUGUUGGCAGAUUCUGAUUUGCAAGGCAAAUACUGCUUAGAAGAGCUGGGGUGUCAGGGAGAGAAGGACUGGAACCAGGCUUGGUUCUGGAGGCUGCUGCCCAGCACUUGAACCUUGGAACCCAGCCAAGGCUGCUUUCUGCAUCCUGCCCCUCCUGAAGCUAGCUCCCAUCCUUAAGAGAGCUUUCUUCUGCAGGUGGCAGCCACAGCAGCCUCAGGGACCUCAGCGACUAUGGCCUCCUGCCCAGACUCUGAUAAUAGCUGGGUGCUUGCUGGCUCUGAGAGCCUGCCAGUGGAGACACUGGGCCCGGCAUCCAGGAUGGACCCAGAAUCUGAGAGAGCCCUGCAGGCCCCUCACAGCCCCUCCAAGGCAGAUGGGGAAGAAUUAGCUGGGACCAUGGAUGGAGAAGGGACACUCUUCCAAACUGAAAGCCCUCAGUCUGGCAGCAUUCUAACAGAGGAGACUGAGGUCAAGGGCACCCUGGAAGGUGAUGUUUGUGGUGUGGAGCCUCCUGGCCCAGGAAACACAGUAGUCCAGGGAGACCUGCAGGAGACCACCGUGGUGACAGGCCUGGGACCAGACACACAGGACCUGGAAGGCCAGAGCCCUCCACAGAGCCUGCCUUCAACCCCCAAAACAGCUUGGAUCAGGGAGGAGGGCCGCUGCUCUAGCAGUGAGGAUGACACCGAUGUGGACAUGGAGGGUCUGCGGAGACGGCGGGGCCGGGAGGCCGGCCCACCUCAGCCCGUGGCGCCCCUGCCUGUGGAGAACCAGGCUGGGGGUGAGGGUGCAGGCGGGGAGCUGGGCCUCUCCCUCAACAUGUGCCUCCUUGGGGCCCUGGUUCUGCUUGGCCUGGGGGUCCUCCUCUUCUCGGGUGGCCUCUCAGAGUCUGAGACUGGGCCCAUGGAGGAAGUAGAGCGGCAGGUCCUCCCAGACCCCGAGCUGCUGGAUGCUGUGGGGGACAGGCAGGAUGGGCUAAGGGAACAGCUGCAGGCCUCAGUGCCUCCUGACAGUGUCCCCAGCCUGCAAAACAUGGGUCUUCUGCUGGACAAGCUGGCCAAGGAGAACCAGGACAUCCGGCUGCUGCAGGCCCAGCUGCAGGCCCAAAAGGAAGAGCUUCAGAGCCUGAUGCACCAGCCCAAAGGGCUAGAGGAGGAGAAUGCCCAGCUCCGGGGGGCUCUGCAGCAGGGCGAAGCCUUCCAGCAGGCUCUGGAGUCAGAGCUGCAGCAGCUGCGGGCCCGGCUCCAGGGGCUGGAGGCCGACUGUGUCCGGGGCACAGAUGGGGUGUGCCUCAGUGGGGGUAGAGGCCCACAGGGUGACAAGGCCAUCAGGGAGCAAGGCCUCAGGGAGCAGGAGCCAGAACUCAGCUUCCUGAAGCAGAAGAAACAGCUGGAGGCUGAGGCACAGGCAUUAAGGCAAGAGUUAGAGAGGCAGCGACGGCUACUGGGGUCUGUACAGCAGGAUCUGGAGAGGAGCUUGCAGGAUGCCGGCCGCGGGGACCCAGCUCAUGCUGGCUUGGCUGAGCUGGGCCACAGAUUGGCCCAGAAACUGCAGGGCCUGGAGAACUGGGGCCAGGACCCUGGGGUCUCUGCCAAUGCCUCAGAGGCCUGGCACCAGAAGCCCCACUUCCAGAAUUCUAGGGAGUGGAGUGGAAAGGAAAAGUGGUGGAAUGGGCAGAGGGACCGGAAGGCUGAGCACUGGAAGCAUAAGAAGGAAGAAUCUGGCCGGGAACGGAAGAAGAAUUGGGGAGGUCAGGAGGACAGGGAGCCGGCAGGAAGGUGGAAGGAGGGCAGGCCAAGGGUGGAGGAGUCGGGGAGCAAGAAGGAGGGCAAGCGUCAGGGCCUGAAGGAACCCCCAAGGAAAAGUGGUAGCUUCCACUCCUCUGGAGAAAAGCAGAAGCAACCUCGGUGGAAGGAAGGGGCUAAGGACAGCCAUGACCCCCUGCCAUCCUGGGCAGAGCUGUUGAGGCCCAAGUACCGGGCACCCCAUGGCUGCUCAGGUGUGGACGAGUGUGCCCGGCAGGAGGGCCUGACUUUCUUUGGCACAGAGCUAGCCCCAGUGCGGCAACAGGAGCUGGCCUCUCUGCUAAGAACAUACCUGGCACGGCUGCCCUGGGCUGGGCAGCUGACCAAGGAGCUACCCCUCUCACCUGCUUUCUUUGGUGAGGAUGGCAUCUUCCGUCAUGACCGCCUCCGCUUCCGGGAUUUUGUGGAUGCCCUGGAGGACAGCUUGGAGGAGGUGGCUGUGCAACAGACAGGUGAUGAUGAUGAAGUAGAUGACUUUGAGGACUUCAUCUUCAGCCACUUCUUUGGAGACAAAGCACUGAAGAAGAGGUCAGGGAAGAAGGACAAGCACUCGCAGAGCCCAAGAGCUGUGGGGCCCAGGGAGGGGCACAGCCAUAGCCGCCACCACCACCACCACCGGGGCUGACGCUCUGCCCCACAGGGAAUGGCCUUGGCCUUGCCCAGCCCAAGAUCCCAGCAUUAUCUAACUCCCGGAGGGUGGACUCUGUCCUGGCUUGUUUGGUGUCCUCGGAUAUCUUUCACACAGUAGAGCAAAGUCACCAGCCCUGCACUGAUGUCACUUUAUCUAGAAAAAGGCCUCAGCUGGACCUGCAUUGCCAUCUAUGCAAAUGCAUGCAAAUACUCCAGGCCCUGGGAUGUGGGCUUGUGGGGUGGGGUGUGGGGAAGGCAAUCUGAUUCUGAAGCUAAAGAGCUUUCAUCCUCUUGCGUGUAUGUCCCCAGAGUAGGCCCCUUGACCCACAUGCUGACCGGCGCCUUGGGAUUUCACUAGAGUUGCUGGAUCGAGGCCCAGCACGAGGACUUUCCCUGGGGUUUUGUUAGGUUUGGAAGCAGCUGUCCCUAGGGGAUGAAGUCCCCCUUUUUUUUUUUUUACCCCUGCUUCUCCCAUGGCCUCAGCUCCCCAUGUGAACUGUAGACUCAGAUCCCAAUAAAGUGCUGUUGCAGCUAGGAUGCUGGGUGGUUUCUAAGCACAGGGGACACCCCACACCCCCUGCCUGAAUGGAUGGGUCCAUCCCAGGCACUGGUACUUGCCCCCUUGUUCUGUAUCCCCCUUUGCCCUUGCCUUGCCCUUCCAACAAACCCUAGGCCCUUGAGAAGCUGAUACGUCUCCUUUUGCUCACAGCUGCCUCAGCCCCACCCCUGGGAGAUGUAGCAAAUUGAGUGUGGGUUUUGGAGUCCGAGCCUCGGGCUCAAAUCCAGGCUAAGUGAUCUUGAGCAAGUUAAUCUUUGGGAACUUUGGGUUUCUUAUCCUCAAAAAAGGCGAUGGAAGGGCUGGGGAAGUGAUUAAAUAAAGCAAUGCAAGAAAAA
Messenger RNA from Symphalangus syndactylus (siamang), 4309 nucleotides. It is a transcript of the gene PBXIP1, whose product is annotated as PBX homeobox interacting protein 1. NCBI's taxonomy places the organism in Eukaryota, Metazoa, Chordata, Mammalia, Primates, Hylobatidae. Gene Ontology annotation, cellular component: membrane. The record is from RefSeq and is a predicted model, not a curated record.